ACAUUUGAUUUGUUGCUGGAAACUUCUUCUUCAGGAUCCUCUUCUGAAAGGACAGCGCUGCGUCAUUCUAGCUGAUGGCUUCUAUGAAUGGAGGCGAACAGAGAAAGAGAAACAGCCUUUCUUCAUUUACUUCCCUCAGACCCAAGGAGGGCAAGUGCCCGGUCAACAAAAUACACAGAAAAUGAAAAGUGACCAAAGUUUGGACCAAGCAGAGAGUGAUCAGGAUGACAGUGACUGGACAGGGUGGCGUCUGCUGACAAUAGCAGGGCUCUUUGACUUCUGGACUCCUCCUUGUGGUGGAGAGACGCUGUACACUUACACUGUUAUUACUGUAGACGCCUCUCCAAAUCUACAAAGCAUCCAUGACAGGAUGCCAGCUGUGCUGGACGGUGAGGAUGAGGUAAGACGGUGGUUGGACUUUGGAGAAGUAAAGUCACUGGAAGCCAUGAAAUUACUGCAUCCAAAUUCCUCCUUGACCUUUCACCCAGUCUCCUCAUUGGUCAACAAUUCCCGCAACAACUCCCCAGAGUGUCUGCAGCCUGUAGAGCCCUCAGUUAAGAAG
Molecule: messenger RNA, 562 nt
Organism: Sinocyclocheilus rhinocerous
Lineage: Eukaryota; Metazoa; Chordata; Actinopteri; Cypriniformes; Cyprinidae
Product: embryonic stem cell-specific 5-hydroxymethylcytosine-binding protein-like
Exons: 3
Biological process (GO): protein-DNA covalent cross-linking repair
Molecular function (GO): single-stranded DNA binding
Source: RefSeq, a predicted model, not a curated record